CUUUUUCCAUAUGAAAAUUUAGAUUCCCAAUUUUCCAUAUCAAUCUUCGAUUAUCCUCUUCCUGCUGAUUUUUGUUGUCCAACGCUUUUCACUUUCACUCUUCUUUCUUCUUCACCCUUCUAAUAUUUACUUGGAUUUUCUAGGUUUUACUUUACUUGAAUUUUUUGUUGCAUUUUUCGGGAUUGAAUUUGGUCUUGGAAUCGCUUGCUUUUACUUGAAUUCCAGUUUCUUUUGUGUUAUUGGACGGGGUUGAUUAAUUCCCCUUUCUUUUUGUUGAGCUAUUCUGUUCGGAAUUUGAAAUCCAGGGCUUUGAAUUGUCUGUUUCUCACACAUAAUUUUGCUGCUGACCUUUUCGAUCGUCCGUCGUGUUUGGUCAAUAAGUUUCUGGAAUUUUUUGGUUCCUUGUUAAAUUAGCGUGUUCUUGGCCUUCCUAUGUAAUUCUUGAAGAAAUGCCGGACUCCAAUUUCCAAGACGCGAUGUACGGUUCCGCCGUCGUGAACAACGGUGGCCGGGUUUUGGAUAGCAUUCAGAACCGAGUUGGCGAUGAAGGUGACGACAUUACUGUGGGGGAAGAGUCCAUGGACAAUCCUCAGAUGCGCUUCGAAGAUUCCGGGGGAAUGAACCGAGUCCAGGACAUUGUUCCUUCAUCGUAUGUUUCCGGCUCCGAUUACAACCCUUUGACUGGAAACGGUGGUGCUGACCAACUUACGCUGUCGUUCCGCGGAGAGGUUUACGCUUUUGACUCUGUAUCGCCGGACAAGGUGCAAGCCGUGCUUUUGCUUUUAGGUGGAUAUGAAAUUCCUUCUGGGAUUCCUGCUGUUGGAAGUGUUCCCGUCAACCAACAGGGUACCAAUGGCUUUCCUGUCAGGUCGGUUCAACCACAAAGAGCUGCUUCAUUGAGUAGGUUUAGAGAGAAGAGAAAAGAAAGGUGUUUUGAGAAGAAAAUUCGUUACACCGUGCGAAAAGAAGUUGCACUCAGAAUGCAGCGGAAGAAGGGCCAGUUUAUAUCCUCUAAAGCUAAUGCAGAUGAAGUGGGCUCAUCUUCACUUUUGUCUCAAACAUUGGAUCCUGGACAAGAUGAUGGCUUGUUGGAAACCUCAUGUACACAUUGUGGAACCAGUUCAAAAUCUACUCCGAUGAUGCGUCGUGGGCCUGCUGGCCCUAGGACUCUGUGCAAUGCAUGUGGGCUCAAGUGGGCCAAUAAGGGAAUUUUGAGGGAUCUUUCCAAGGUUUCGAACUCGGGCGUUCAAGAACUCUCCGUGAAGGAUACCGAACAGAGCGAUGGCGAAGCUAAUGAAUCCGACGCUGCAGUUAGCUAAUGUGGAUAUUCUCGCUUCUAAUGGCGAUAAUUAGGCCAUAAACCACAAAAAUUGAUCAACUAACUCUCUGAUAAGUUCGUGCUGUGGUUGAAGUUGGAUCAUUUGAGUAUUCCAACAAAUUAUAUGGAAAUUCAUGCUAUGCUCUGUGCAGUUUAGAGAGUAUAAGAAAUAAGCAAUGGUAGAAUGGGUUCCCCAUUUGUCACCAAUCAUGUAGCUGAAAAUAGAUGGGAUUCAGAAGGUGGGUUUCAAUGGCGGCCUUUUGGUCGAAGUAUCAAAGAACAAAAGCUCUGAUCAAAGGGCUGGUGAGGUGAGUUGCUGCCUCCACUUUAGGAUAUGAUCUUAUUCUUGUUCUACAAUGUUUGGUUAAGAUUUGUGCAAUCUUUUCCCCAUGUAAAUGGGCAGUUAAGUGCUUCAGAUCACAUUUUUUUUAGCUUAUUUAUGGCUUAGAAGUGAAGGUAAAUAAUUUGUAGUGUAAUUUCUGGCCUCUUUGUUACUUUGUAUUUAAGGGAAUUUUGUGUUGUGUUUUGAUUUUGUGAAAUUUUGAAAAUUAUAGUAUUAUGAUCGAGUGAUCAAGUUAUGGUAGAGAGUAAAGUUCUGUUGAGUA
Messenger RNA from Cucurbita maxima (winter squash), 1923 nucleotides. Its product is annotated as GATA transcription factor 24-like. NCBI's taxonomy places the organism in Eukaryota, Viridiplantae, Streptophyta, Magnoliopsida, Cucurbitales, Cucurbitaceae. Gene Ontology annotation, biological process: regulation of DNA-templated transcription. The coding region runs from base 450 to 1319 and encodes 289 amino acids. The record is from RefSeq and is a predicted model, not a curated record. The transcript is spliced from 7 exons. Gene Ontology annotation, molecular function: sequence-specific DNA binding; zinc ion binding; protein binding.